This is a messenger RNA of Meyerozyma guilliermondii ATCC 6260, 1215 nucleotides long. RefSeq lists its product as uncharacterized. The record is from RefSeq and is a predicted model, not a curated record. Gene Ontology annotation, biological process: regulation of DNA-templated transcription; DNA-templated transcription. The coding region runs from base 1 to 1215 and encodes 404 amino acids. The transcript has a single exon. Gene Ontology annotation, molecular function: DNA-binding transcription factor activity, RNA polymerase II-specific; zinc ion binding; DNA binding. NCBI's taxonomy places the organism in Eukaryota, Fungi, Ascomycota, Pichiomycetes, Serinales, Debaryomycetaceae.
AUGUCUAAAAGGAGUCAGGUUUGUGACCGAUGUCGAUUAACCAAGCGGGCUUGUAUAGGAGGUGGGGAUACUUGUCUUGCUUGUCUAAGGGCUGAUAUAAAGUGCCAGGUGACAGUAAAACUAAAAAGAAAACGAAAACCAAAUUCAAGUUUGGAAGAUCUCGGAACAAACGAUGAUGGAAUGAAAAUCAUAGCGCUAGAAAAUCGUAUCAAAGAACUAGAAAGCCAGUUAAAAGAAGAUACAAGCAAUGACCUUGUGUUUUGUCAUUUGGGGAGAUUAUUGCCGGGAUCAAAAGAAUCCAUCUUUGCUGGUUCAACUACGGGAGACUUCUUCAUGAGACAAAUUCAAAACGAGGUCAACGAAAAGAUGACUCACAGCUAUUCGUUCACUGAAACUGCAUCUUUGGCUUUCCGUUCUACCAGUGAAUUACACAGGCGGCUCAAAAAUGCUGUCGAUAUAUCAUUCUUGAAUGAUUUAGAUCAGGUCGAAAUGAUCACAAGUUAUAAACGAGACUGGAACUCUUUAUAUCCAUUCUUGGACGAUGUUACGCCACAAACAAUACUACCAAACAAUGAGCUCGAGAAAUUCACAACACAUACAAUCUAUACCCAUUUCAUGAUCAUAUGCAUUCAAUUGUUGUCAAAUAAUGACAUUGCCAAUGCUGCUACGCUCUUCCGGUUCUUGCAAGAAAAGUAUUUGGUCAGUCUUAUGGAACCACCCACCAUGGCUGUUUUGAAAUGCUAUUUGGUCACUAUGAUCUACUUACAACUAGUGGGAAAUCACGAUCUAUGUCUUCAAUUCAAUGGAAUGGCAGUACGUCUAGCAUUUUUGUUUGGACUUCACCGACACUCGUUUCGAUUCAACUUCUCACCAGCCGAGGUCGAAUUCAGAAAAUCCUAUUGGUGGUGUGUGUAUAUCCUUGACCUUCAGAUAAGUUGCAACAAUGGUUUGCCCAAACUUAUCAAGGAUGAAGAUGUCGAUACAGAAUUGCCAACUGAGUUCAACAAACUUACCUUGCAAAAUAUUGAAUACCCUCUUCCUGGUGAGAAAGCGAAAAACAGCGGCUUCGUUUUGCUAGUAAAGUUGUUCAAAGUCUUGAAUGAAAUCCUUGCUUCUCUUUAUACAACGACAGAACGGAGAAAUGGAGUUCCAAAGAUUACUCUGUUAAGAAGAAAGUUAGAUCACCUGGAGAGAAGAAUUUCUAUCAGUUCAUGA